AUGGCGGGCAGUAGCGUGUGGAUAGUAUGGCUUGCCCUUGUAGUCGUUCAGCUUGGUUUUGGGGCGUAUGGAGUGAUUGUUUCGAAGUUUGCUAAAGAGAACCAAGCUGAUCCUUUGAUUUUUAGCCUGAUUCGAGAUGCAGGUUGUUUUCCGGUGCUUCUGUUGGCUGCUUUCGUGUCGGAGAAGACAAUUCAAAUUCCAUCAUUGAGGUGAGGGUUGAACUUUUUAAUUUAAUCGUACGUAUCCUUUUAAUGUUACCUGCCGAGAUUAUUUCUUUGAUAAUUCAAGUUAACAUGUUGGAAAAUUUCUCUUUUAUUUCCCUGUGAUUAUAAUUGUGACAUUGAGAGCAAGGACCAUUAACUUGUCAGGCGAUUUUUAGCUAAACAUAUUGUCAUAUCUCGAUCGAGCUUCUUAAAUUUGACUCCCAGUUACAAUUUAAGCCCCUGGAGAUUCAUUUUAUAUUCUCUAUUUUCAGUUUCGAUGAUAUCUCUUAUUUAAAUGGCGUCCAUUUUUUGUUUAUUGGAAGCAAUUAAAUUUUACGAGAAUGGUCACUGAAACCGUCAGGGUCUUUGACAUUUAUAGCUGGUACCGGCAGCGAUUACGAUUGACUAGAUAAUCAGAUCACAGGUAGCCCAAGAUGAAUAAAGCACAGUGGCGGAUCCAGGGGAGGGGCCAGGGGGACCUGCCCCCCUCCCCCCCCUUUAUUUUUAGACCAGACUGAGGCCUGAGGGGCCGAAAAAAAUUUUUUUGGAGACCCUCCCCCUUAUCUAAGGGUCUGGAUGACCCCCCCCCCCUUCUUUUCUGAAGGUCUAGAUCCGCCACUGAAGCACAAUGAGAUCAGGAUCGAAAUCCUGGAAGAGGCCUUUCCAAUUCCACAUCUGUCACAAGUUGGGAAGAAGCUCUGAACAACGUCACAAUACGAUCCACUAAGUUUAAUAAAAUUACGGUAGGCCAGAUCUCUUUCAGAUUUACAAACACACUUGGGAUGUGUUUCUUCGGGAAUUUUUGCUGGGGUUCGAUAAACCAGUUUUGCAUUUCUUCACUAAAAUCCGAAAAAAGAAGCCAACCUCCGAAUGGAUUCUUUGCGCUUUUACGGGCAUGGAUCCGAGAAAAAUGCACCUUGUAGGCGGUUUUCAUAAGAAAGUAUGGGCUCUACCAUAUUUCUGCCUGUCACCCCAGUAUUGUGUUUACGCUUCAUUUUCGACUGUACUGUGUUUUAUCUUUCAUGUGUGCAAGCCAAGGGCGAUAAUAGACCAUUGUACAGUGGUGGGCUUGGCAACCCAGCUUUUGAGUGAACGUAAAGCAAAGUCGUCCCCGGGCUCUUCUCGUUUUCCAAUAUGGUGGCGGUGACGGUGGCGGCAUAUUUGAUACAAACCUCCUUCCUUUUUUUAUGGAAAUUACGCUUAAAAAUUCUAGUUAGCUCAAGAACAUGAUUCACAGGGUUGUAUCAAAACAAGGCCAAUUCCAGCCUCGUUUCUACCUGCUUGUAACUGUAAAAUGGACUAUUGGGCGAGAGGAAAAUAAAGAGUAAUGAUUAUAAAGUAGUGGUGGGAAGGGGGGAUUUUGCUAGUGAAGUCCUGACGUUAUUUUUUGUAAUUCCACAGGGAACUUCCUUUGUUUAUUGUUCUCGGGCUAACAGGAAUGUUUGGAAAUCAGUUAUUAUAUCUUCUUGGAAUUUACUACACAAACGCCAAUAUUGCGUCAAUAUUUCAGCCCGCCAUUCCUGUAUGGACAGCAUUGCUCGCUAUCAUUGUGCGAAUAGAACCGUUCCCAAACUUCCGCACUUUGCACGGCUGGGCUAAGUGUCUCGGAAUUCUUCUGGCUGCGGUGGGUGCCAUAGUAAUGACUCUACAAAAGUCUUCAGGCAAAGCAGCAGAUCACGGAACAUCUACUAGUGAUGAUAUCCACUUUAUAGGGUACAUUUUUCUGUUAGGAAACACCCUUUCCAUGGCCGGGUACGUUCUUCUCCAGAAAAAGUUCAUCUUUGAUAAAGAAGAGUCUUGUUGGAGGACUAAACCCGUCACAGUGACAGCCUGGAGUUACAUGUUUGGCACAAUUUUCAUGGCUUUGGCCUCACUUUACUACGUCAAUAAGCCCGAAAAGUUCACCUAUUUCCCCGAGGAAGAAAUUUACCCCAUUCUCUACGCCAUUUUCGUAGCCUCUGGCCUCUGCUAUCUUUUAAUUUCCUGGUGCAACAUGCAGAUUUCUGCGUCACUUGUCACUGCAACCUGGCCUCUUCAGGUCUUGUUCUGCGCCAUCCUGUCAUAUUUUGUUUUAGGGGAGGUCUUGAAUACGUCAGAAUAUCUUGGGGGCGUGCUUAUCGUUUUCGGCCUCAUGGCUGUCGUUUGGUCAAAUUUCGCCGAAGAACGAAAAAGAAAAGAGGAGGAAGAAAUGUUAAACGACUCAUACGGCUAUGUUAAAGUAUCGCAGUAUGAUACGUUUGUACCCGAAAAAUCUCAAACCGAGGAAAAAGCAAUAAACUAG
Messenger RNA from Porites lobata, 2484 nucleotides. The record is from the annotation of a GenBank genome assembly. Lineage: Eukaryota; Metazoa; Cnidaria; Anthozoa; Scleractinia; Poritidae.